UCGUCAGCAUAAAUAUUAAAUGUCAGAAAUGUUUGACUUUUGUUAUCAGAGGCUGUGAGUAAUGUAAAUAUAGAUUAAUAUAUUCCAACUCAUUUUCGUGCUGUGCUACAAGAUAGUAAGUUAGGAAUUAUGACUAGUGAGAGGAUGCAAAAGAGUCUUAAAUUCAUCGAAGGUGAAUUGACCAAUCUGAUUUUGGCUAAAAAUGCCGAAUUCUCAGAUUGCAGUCUCAUUGAGAGCAAGGCAUCAACAUCACCGCAACUUGAUGGAUUUAUGGCAACUAUCUUCAAAUUAAAUAUCACCGUGCAAAGCCAUAAGUCACAUGAGAAGAUAAGUUGUGAUUUGAUUGUGAAGCUGAUGAAGGGAUCAGAAGAUUUUCGUACAAGGACCAAGUCCUUUACACAAUUUGGAAAUGAAGUUUAUAUCUAUGGAAAGGUCAUUCCAGCUUUUGCUGCUUUUCUGAAGGAUAAAAAUUUGUCCAUUGAAUGGGAAAAAUGGGCACCAAAGGUGUACUAUAACUUCUAUGGAAAAGUACCAGCUCUGAGUAACAUUCCGGAAUCUGUUCUAGUUCUGGAGAAUAUCUCUCCAUUGGGAUUUAGAAAUCCCACAUCUCGCCUUGAACAAGAUCUGGAUCAUCUAUUUUUCAUGCUGAAAGCCAUUGGGGAGUACCAUGCACUUAGUUAUGCUAUGAGAAUAUCUGAUGAAGAUCAAUUUAAGAAAUUGGUUGAUGGAAUAGUUCCUCUUUGUUAUCAAGAUCAUAAUAAUGAAGAUAAUCUCUAUGAUAUCUUACAUAAGAUUGGACUAGUUCGUCUUUUUGAAUAUCUAGAUAGACGGAGUGAUGUCUAUGUGGGAAGAGUGAAGGAUGAACUUGAGAGUUUGAGAAGAAAGUAUCUGAAUUGCCCUACGAAAAUGCUAGAUCUUCUUCGUGCAGAUGACUAUCCCUAUUCAGUAAUUCAGCAUGGAGACUACAAUCGGAAUAAUGUCCUUUUUAAGUACGACGAUGGUGGUUCAAAGAAACCAAUUGAUAUGAGGAUGAUCGAUUUUCAGGAAGUCAGAUAUGGAUCUCCCGCUUUCGAUUUGUCCUUUUUUCUCUUCAUGAACACCACAGCAACUACAAGGGAUCAACAUUGGGAGGAACUUCUUCAUUACUAUCACGAUACUCUCUUUAAGUGCCUUAUGGAUAUUCUAAAAUGCGAUGAAGAUGAUGAGAGGCUGAAAGCAUACAAAUAUGAACCUUUCCAUCAGCAUUUCUCUCGUUUCGCAAUCUAUGGAGUAUUUAUCUGUGCACACUUCCUUCCCUGGAUGGAUUGUACCGAGGAGGAGUGUGAACAGUUGGCUCAUCAUUUUGAAACAAAUAUGAAGACACAGGAGUUCUGGGAUAUUUCAAUGUCCGCAGGUGGAGAUGGAUCCAAUGAAAAGAUUUUCAGUGUAGUCAAGCACGCCAGUAAAAUGGGAUACUUAAAGUUUUUGCUCGACGAAUAAGUGGCAGAAAAAUGGGAAUCAAUCAAGUGCCUGGGACAGGUGUUGUCCACAAUAAAUCACAAACUGAGGAAAUGUUCAUAUCUCAAUUAAUUCAUUUUGAUAUAAUUUCUAGCUUUGGCUUUUUUACACGUUCUUCAAAAAUCGGAUUUAGUUUCUUCUUGCCUGUUGGAGGAGUUAGUUGUGAGUGAAAUUGUGGAUUAUGAUGAAGAAACGGAGCAAUUCGAAGGGAAAAAGAAUUUAUCUAGAUCCCGAUGCUGAGAGCUUGAAAUACAGAAAUAAAUCUCUCUGGAAAUUGGUAA
This is a messenger RNA of Phlebotomus papatasi, 1778 nucleotides long. RefSeq lists its product as uncharacterized. The transcript is spliced from 2 exons. The record is from RefSeq and is a predicted model, not a curated record. The coding region runs from base 130 to 1479 and encodes 449 amino acids. NCBI's taxonomy places the organism in Eukaryota, Metazoa, Arthropoda, Insecta, Diptera, Psychodidae.